Molecule: messenger RNA, 1566 nt
Organism: Anopheles marshallii
Lineage: Eukaryota; Metazoa; Arthropoda; Insecta; Diptera; Culicidae
Gene: Cortactin
Product: src substrate cortactin
Exons: 6
Coding region: 1-1566 (521 amino acids)
Biological process (GO): regulation of actin filament polymerization
Cellular component (GO): site of polarized growth; cortical actin cytoskeleton; plasma membrane
Molecular function (GO): actin filament binding
Source: RefSeq, a predicted model, not a curated record
AUGUGGAAAUCAACCGCAGGUCGCGAUAUUGAUACAACCGCUGUUAACCAAGGAACCGAAGAUGACGACUGGGAAACGGAUCCGGAUUUUGUGAACGAUGUUAGUGAACAGGAGCAACGAUGGGGCUCAAAAACUAUCGAAGGCAGUGGCCGUAAUGCAGCCGCCAUCGAUAUGCAACAGCUGCGCGAGGAAACGGAACGGGCCGAUGCGGAUAAGAAGCGCAAAGAUGGGCCAAAAGCUUCACAUGGGUAUGGUGGAAAGUUUGGGGUGGAAAAAGACCGAAUGGAUAAAUCCGCCGUUGGUCACGAACACAUCGAGAAAGUGGAGAAGCACGCUUCCCAAAAAGAUUACGUAUCCGGAUUCGGAGGUAAGUUCGGGGUACAGAAGGAUCGCGUCGAUAAAUCUGCCCUCGGCUGGGACCAUGUUGAGAAAGUGGACAAGCACGAAUCACAGAAAGAUUACAAGACGGGCUUCGGUGGCAAGUUUGGUGUUCAACAGGAUCGUCAAGAUAAAUCGGCCGUCGGCUGGGAUCAUAUGGAGGCGCCACAGAAACACGAAAGCCAGCUCGAUCACAAAGUGGGCUUCGGAGGAAAGUUUGGCGUGCAGACCGAUCGAAAGGAUAAAUCAGCCUUUGGCUGGGAUCAUGUGGAGAAACCACAAAUGCACGAAAGCCAGCUCGAUCACAAAAUUGGCUUCGGUGGAAAGUUUGGAGUGCAAAAUGACCGGAUGGAUAAAUCAGCAGUAGGGUUCCAGGAGCAAGAUAAGAUCGGUACUAACUACACGAAAGUAAAGCCAGACAUUGGAUCCGCCAAGCCGUCCAAUUUACGCGCAAAGUUUGAAAACUUUGCCGCCACUGCUGAAGAAGAAGCACGGAAACGUGCCGAAGAGCAAAAACGAUUGCGCGAGGAAAAGGAUCGACGUGAUCGAGAAGAAGCCGCAAAACGUGUUAAUUAUUCGGCAGAAUCAGCGGAACCGAAAAAGCCGGAACGGAAAGGACCUAUAAAUACAGGAAGGGAAGCUGGUGUCAGUAGUGCUAUCAACAAUUUCAACAAGCCACAAGAGAAUGCAUCAUUGGAGAAAUCAAGAAAGGACCCAAUAGUGCUACCGAAGGAAGAAGAAACACGUAAGCUGGUGCAACCAGACGUUAUUCCAACCUCUGGCUCUACUCCAGGGUUAGCAGUAGCAGUUGAGCAACUCGAAAUAGCGCCAGAACUUAACAUGCAAGAGCCAGCACCAGUUGCUCGUACAUCUUACAGCGCCACACCGGUUGCAGUUGCCGAAACAGAACAAGCUACAACCACAGUAGUUCCCACAGGCCAAGAACAGGAGGCGGAUGUUGAACCGCCUGUGCAAGAAGAUGUGGAGGAGUUCAUUCUCUCUCCCGACAAUCCGGGUAUUCAAGCCGUUGCUUUGUACGAUUAUCAAGCCGCUGCGGAGGAUGAAAUAUCCUUUGAUCCGGACGAUAAGAUAACGCAUAUCGAAAUGAUCGAUGAAGGCUGGUGGCGGGGAUGGUGCAACAAUAAGUAUGGACUUUUUCCGGCAAAUUACGUACAGUUGCUUCAAUGA